Messenger RNA from Cricetulus griseus (Chinese hamster), 1527 nucleotides. The record is from RefSeq and is a predicted model, not a curated record. Lineage: Eukaryota; Metazoa; Chordata; Mammalia; Rodentia; Cricetidae.
UUCAAUAAUUACUCUAUUUUAACUAUGGUUCCAUUAUAUUUUCCUAAAUUUGUACUGAGUUUUGCCCUCUUUGCCCAGGCUGUGGGUGCACUGCACACUUUUAUUGCUGCUGUAUAUGAGCAUGCUGUUAUAUUGCCAAACAAAACAGAAACAGCUGUUUCAAAGGAAGAGGCUUUGCUCCUGAUGCACAAGAACAUAGAUGUUUUGGAGAAAGCAAUAAAGCUGGCAGCCAAGCAGUUAUCUCUUGGUGCACAUAUCAUUGUGACUCCAGAAGAUGGAAUCUAUGGUUGGAUCUUCACCAGGGAGACCAUUUACCCUUACCUGGAGGAUAUACCAGACCCUGAAGUGAACUGGAUUCCCUGGAGAGAUCCCAAGAGGUUUGGCUAUGCACCAGUGCAGGAGAGACUCAGUUGUCUUGCCAAGGAUAACUCUAUCUAUGUUGUUGCAAAUAUUGGGGACAAGAAGCCAUGCAAUGUUACUGACCCUCAGUGUCCUCUGGAUGGCUGCUAUCAAUACAACAUCAAUGUGGUAUUUGAUUCUGAGGGCAGGCUAGCAGCCCGAUACCAUAAGUACAAUCUUUUUGCUCCAGAGAUUCAGUUUGUUUUCCCCAAAGAUUCAGAGUUGGUGACUUUUGGGAGGUUUGGCAUCUUCACUUGCUUUGACAUUUUUUCUUACGACCCAGCUGUGGUGGUUGUGAAGGACUUUCACGUUGACAGUGUUCUCUACCCUAGGGCAUGGUACAAUACCCUGCCUCUCCUAUCAGCUGUCUCAUUCCAUUCAGUGUGGGCCAGAGCCAUGGGAGUCAACCUGCUUGCUGCAAACACCCACAACACCAGAAUGCACAUGACAGGGAGUGGGAUCUACAGUCCAGAAUCUGUCGGUGUGUACCACUAUGACAUGGAAACAGACAGCGGCCAGCUGCUCUUAUCAGAAUUGAAGUCUUGGCCCCAUCAACCCACCGCCUCUGCAAAGGUUGACUGGAGUGCUUACGCCAGAAGUAUCAAGCCAUCCUCAUCAGAGCAGGCAAACUUCCCAGGGAUGAUUUAUUUUGAUGAAUUCAACUUCACCAAGCUUUCUGGAAGCACUGGAAAUUAAGUUUGCCAAAAGGACCUGUGUUGUCACCUGACUUACAAGAUGUCAGAGAAUCGAAUGGAUGAGGCCUAUGUCCUGGGUGCCUCAGAUGGACUGCACACAGUGGAAGGCCAAUAUUACCUACAGAUAUGCACACUGCUGAAGUGUCAAACCACCAACCUGAGAACUUGUGGGGAACCCGUGGGGUCAGCUUUUACCAAGUUUGAAGAAUUCUCUCUCAGUGGCACCUUUGGGACAAACUGUUUCCCUCAGAUCGUCCUCAGUGGGAGUCAGCUCACCCUGGAGAGAUACUAUCAGAUUACGAGAGAUGGACGUCUCAGGAGCCGAGGAGGAGCCCUUUUGCCUGUCUUAGUGAUGGCCCUGUAUGGAAGAGUCUUUGAGAAGGACCCUCCACACUUAGGGCAGGGACCUGGGAUUACAAACUAUCGGGAUUAG